CACUUUAGCAAUACUCUUCUCUCACCCGCUUCAUGUUCAUCUACGCCAAGAGUCGCUGUGAAAAAAGUCUCUCUGUUGUUGGAUCUUAUGUGAUAUAUGCCUCUGCAUAUUCUGCUCGUCAUCAUUUGAAUUUGUUCUUACCUACUGGGUUCAAAUUGUUCCGAUUCACCAGCAAUGCAUUCGCCAACCAAGAAACGUGCUCUUCUGGCUCACCUGGAAACAUUGACAUUGUUAUUGCAAAAGUUCAAUCUGGACGAAGUGAUGAUGAAAUUUUUCACUCUCUCAUGCAUGAUCAAGCUUGUAGCACUAUACCCAUCUCUCACAAUCUUGUUUUUCAGCUUCUUCAUCGAUUUAAAGAUGAUUGGAAGUCUGCAUUGGGCGUAUUUAAAUGGGCAGAAUCACACCCAGAGUAUACACCAUUAUCGGAGUCAUAUGAGAUGAUGGUGGACAUAUUAGGGAAAAUGAAGCAGAUGGAAAAGAUGAGGGCACUGGUCGAGCAAAUGCGUCAGCAUCAUCAAGUUACGAUUGGUAGUAUAGCCAAGGUCAUGAGAAGGCUCUGUGGGGCGGGAAAAUGGGAAGAUGCUGUUAUCAUAUUUGAUGAACUAGAAAGAUUUGGAUUGGAGAAGAAUACCGAAUCCAUGAAUCUCAUACUUGACACCCUCUGCAAAGAAAAUAAAGUUGAGCAGGCUCGCAAGAUUUUCUUGGAGCUGAAAUCAUACAUCCCACCAACUGCUCAUACUUAUAACAUAUUUAUUCAUGGAUGGUGUAAGGUUAACCGGGUUGAUGAAGCACAUUGGACAAUUCAAGAAAUGAAAGGAAAUGGUUGUAAUCCAUCUGUUAUCAGUUAUUCAACCAUUAUCGAAUCAUAUUGUCGGCAUUCCAACUUUGAUAAAGUCUACGAGCUACUAGAUGAAAUGGAAGCUCAAGGUUGCCCUGCUAAUGUUGUAACCUUCACCAUCAUCAUGUGUUAUUUAACAAAAUCAGAGAAAUUUGAGGAAGCACUGGAAAUACCCGAGAAAAUGAAAUCUGUCGGAUGUAAACCUGAUACGCUCUUUUACAAUGCGUUGAUUCAUGCUCUAGCAAAAUCUGGCCGAGUUCAAGAGGCUCGUAAUGUGUUUGAGGUUGAAAUGCCGAGUUUUGGCGUUGUGCCGAAUACAUCUACUUAUAACUCGAUGAUUUCAAUGUUUUGUCAUCAUGGUCAGGAUGAAGAAGCUAUAAAUAUGCUUAGGAAUAUGGAAAAUUCGCAGAACUGUAGACCGGAUAUCCAUUCGUAUAAUCCGCUACUGAAGCUGUGCUUUAGAACUGGAAGAACGGAUGUAUGGUUGGGAUUAAUGUUGGAUGAAAUGAUCGAUAAGCAUCAUUUGAGCCUUGAUUUGUCUACAUACACUCUCUUGAUCCAUGGUUUAUGUAGGGCGAACAAAUGUGAUUGGGCUUAUCAUUUCUUUCAGGAGAUGAUUGCUAAAGAUAUUAGACCGAGAUAUUAUACAUGUUCGUUGCUUCUGGAUGAAAUCAAGCAGAAGAAUAACUAUGCUGCUGCUGAUCAUAUUGAAGACUGUAUGAAGCAUAUGAAAUCAAGUUGAACACCAAAAGGUAACCCUUUUUAGCUGUAAGAAGUUAUAAAGUUUAUAUAAAUUUAGUUAGCGAAAUGAUGUAUGCGAAGUGCAAGUUGUUUUUAUCACCUAUGAAACGCGGGUCGUAUUUUGAACAUUCGA
Messenger RNA from Cynara cardunculus var. scolymus (artichoke), 1712 nucleotides. Its product is annotated as pentatricopeptide repeat-containing protein At3g04130, mitochondrial. The transcript has a single exon. Gene Ontology annotation, molecular function: protein binding. Lineage: Eukaryota; Viridiplantae; Streptophyta; Magnoliopsida; Asterales; Asteraceae. The record is from RefSeq and is a predicted model, not a curated record. Bases 33 to 1580 code for a protein of 515 amino acids.